CAUAUAGACAAUCUCACACUAAACCCGUUACAAACACAACUGACAAAACGAAUCAACACAUUCAACGGUCAGGAUCCACGAACCUCCAUUGCCGUUAGUUGCUCCUUUCUCUCUCCUACUCUCUGUGUUAUCCCGCACAACACGGCUCUCUUUUCCCCUUUCUCUCGUCUUUCCGUUCUCUCUCUUUCCAGAACUUUCACCUCUUGUCUCUUUUUCUACCUGAUUCAAAAUCGUUUCAAAAUUUACUUCGAAGACGUGUUUCUUUUCUCUCUCACUAAUCGGUUCCUGGAGCUCUAAAGAUCUUUUCUUUUCAAAGGGAAAUUCGAAGCAGAUUGAUUUCUCCACUCUGUUCGACUUAUCUUCCCUUUGUUGAUUUUCUAUUUGCAGUUUCAUGCAUUAUUUGUUGGCUGCGAUUGGAAAUGUGAAGAGAUCGAGAAGUUGAAGAUAUUAAGAGUUCCGUGGAAUGGAUAGUUCAGAGACAUAAAAUUUCAGAAUUUUUUGGACUCUUGGUUUUUGGAAAGCAAUCUAAGCUUUCAAAAUUUCUUAUUAUUGCUUAAUUAUCACCAUUUGGCUGUUUAAUUUCGUCGAUUAAGGAGAAGAAGCGGAUACCAUGGAGACCCUUCUAGGCUCAGUUAUGUCAAAAUAUCAAUCGCUAUCCACAUCUGAUCACGCUUCUGUGAUCUCUAUGAACUUAUUUGUGACGCUUCUCUGCGCUUGUAUUGUGAUUGGUCAUCUUCUAGAGGAGAAUCGAUGGAUGAAUGAGUCCAUUACAGCCCUUCUCAUUGGUUUAUGCACUGGGGUUGUUAUUCUGCUGAUUAGUGGUGGAAGAAGCUCGCAUCUUUUAGUCUUCAGCGAGGAUCUUUUCUUUAUAUAUCUUCUGCCGCCUAUUAUAUUUAAUGCGGGGUUUCAGGUGAAAAAGAAGCAAUUCUUUCGUAAUUUCAUCACUAUCAUGCUAUUUGGUGCUAUUGGCACAUUAAUAUCCUGUUUCAUCAUAUCUUUAGGUGCUACACAAAUCUUUAAGAGAAUGGAUAUUGGUCAGCUGGAUAUAGGGGAUUAUCUAGCAAUUGGCGCAAUAUUUGCAGCAACAGAUUCAGUUUGCACAUUGCAGGUGCUUAAUCAGGAUGAGACACCCUUACUAUAUAGUUUAGUAUUUGGAGAGGGUGUUGUAAAUGAUGCGACAUCAGUAGUGCUUUUCAAUGCAAUCCAGAGCUUUGAUCUCACUAAUAUCAAUUCCAGAAUUGCAUGGCAGUUUCUUUGCAACUUCUUAUAUUUAUUUGUCACAAGCACUAUGCUGGGAGUUUUUACAGGGCUGCUUAGUGCUUACAUCAUCAAAAAGUUAUAUUUUGGCAGGCACUCAACAGAUCGUGAGUUUGCUCUCAUGAUGCUCAUGGCAUACCUUUCAUAUAUGUUAGCUGAACUGUUCUAUUUGAGUGGCAUUCUCACAGUAUUUUUCUGUGGGAUUGUGAUGUCCCAUUACACCUGGCACAAUGUGACUGAGAGUUCAAGAGUCACUACCAAGCAUGCUUUUGCAACAAUGUCAUUUGUUGCUGAGAUUUUUAUCUUUCUUUAUGUUGGUAUGGAUGCCUUGGAUAUUGAAAAGUGGAGAUUUGUCAGUGACAGCCCUGGAACUUCAGUUGCAGUUAGUUCAGUAUUACUUGCACUUGUUAUGAUUGGAAGAGCAGCUUUUGUUUUCCCCUUAUCCUUCAUAUCCAACUUAUCUAGGAAAUCACAGACUGAGAAGAUCAGCUUCAAGCAGCAAAUUGUGAUCUGGUGGGCUGGUCUAAUGAGAGGUGCAGUUUCAAUGGCACUUGCAUAUAAUAAGUUUACAAGCUUGGGCCAUACUCAUUUGCGAGGGAAUGCCAUAAUGAUUACCAGCACCAUAACUGUUGUUCUUUUCAGUACUGUGGUGUUCGGUAUGAUGACUAAACCACUGAUAAGAUUUCUGCUGCCGCAUCCAAAACACCAACAAACAAGCACUGCAAUAUCAUCAGAUUCAAAUACUCCAAAAUCGUUUACACUGCCCCUUCUUGGAGAAACUCAGGACUCCUUGGAUGAUCUCGGUGGUCAUGAUAUUCCUCGUCCAAGCAGCAUACGUGCACUGCUGACCACCCCUGCACACACUGUGCAUUACUACUGGCGCAAGUUUGAUGAUGCAUUCAUGCGUCCUGUAUUUGGUGGUCGGGGUUUUGUUCCCUUUGUUCCCGGCUCCCCAACAGAUCAGAGUACCCACAAUCAAUGGCAAUAAAAAGACAAGGUGUAAAAAUAUGUAAAGUGAUUAGCUUAUUGAAGACAAUGAAGGAAGACAGUAUCUUUGAACCUUCCGAUAAAAAUUUUGGCCAGAUUUUAGCAUUAUAGUUAGUUUGUGUAUCAUACAGCGGCUAUUGCCUCCUUUGUCAUUCUAUUACCUGUAUAAUCCUUGUCAAUUUCUUUAAUUUUGGUUUCCUCGUAAGACAUGAAUGUUUAAUUAAGUGAUGUUUGCAUUCUAUUGUAUAAUAGUUGAUUA
Molecule: messenger RNA, 2503 nt
Organism: Jatropha curcas
Lineage: Eukaryota; Viridiplantae; Streptophyta; Magnoliopsida; Malpighiales; Euphorbiaceae
Gene: NHX2
Product: sodium hydrogen exchanger 2
Biological process (GO): sodium ion import across plasma membrane; regulation of intracellular pH; proton transmembrane transport
Cellular component (GO): plasma membrane
Molecular function (GO): sodium:proton antiporter activity; potassium:proton antiporter activity
Source: RefSeq, a predicted model, not a curated record